This is a messenger RNA of Blepharisma stoltei, 312 nucleotides long. The record is from the annotation of a GenBank genome assembly. Lineage: Eukaryota; Ciliophora; Heterotrichea; Heterotrichida; Blepharismidae.
AUGCGACAAAUGAGGUCCUGAAAAUUUUUUUUUUUCUCUUAUAAAAAAAAACUAGAAAAUGCGACAAAUGGCAAAAAACUUGAAAAUGCGACAAACGAGGGGGGGUACUAUAUAAGGCUAGGGCACGCAGGAACGCUGUUCUGUGAGGUUUGCCAACAAAUGGGACAUAAUGAAUCAGGCCACAAGAGAAUAGCAAAAAGAAGAGCUGAUAGACAAGGGAAAGAAGAGCUGAUGAAAGAAGACUUGGAAAGGAAAAGCUGGGACUCGACACGAAGGAGAAGAUGGUGAUAUUGGAACAAGCCAGGCAAGUAA